CUAACACUGUAAUUGUGACAUAUUUUGUAAAAGGUUUCUGCUAUUGUAAAAGUUGAACUUCAUAACGGUAAACUUAUGCAACAUUGUCAUCAUGGAUCUGAUGGAACGAAAAUUUAAACACAAAAAAAGUAGAUGUUGCCGUUUUGGUUUUUUGUGUAGAAAACGUGCAGAAGAAAACAUUGAAAUAUUACACAAUCGAUCGCUUGAAGCAAGGACUGCAAACGAGACAAAUGCAGUAAAAUCAGAAGACACCUCAGUCAAUCAACCUGUUGUAUUUGGAAGCAAUCACCAAAUUACCGACACCAACGAAUAUAUAGGUCAGAUUAAUGGUUUUAGUCGUGAAGGAGAUGUAGAAAUAAAUCAAAUUUCUUCAGUAAAGCAAACAGAUCUAAUAAUGUUAGAAGAUGCCUUAGACCAACACUUGGGAAACAAUGAACAACAAGACAAAGAAAAAAAUAAAACAUUUCCGGAAAAGCAUAUAGAUCCAAAAAGGCCAGAAGAUGCUUCGAACAAACAACCUGAUAUAUCAUAUGGAGACGAUCAACAAAUUGAGGAUGACGUUAGUAAAAUAGACGAAGAAAAUAGUAAAACUUGUCCUGAAGAGCAGAUAGAUCCAAAAAGGCCAGAAGAUGCUUCCAACGAACAACUUGAUAUAUUAUGUGGAGACAAUCAACAAACUGAGGAUGAUGUUAGUGAAGAAAAUGGAGCAAAAAACAAAACUUGUCCGGAAAAGAUUUUUCGGAAGAAAACAGGAACAACUGAUAAGGGUAGGCAAUACGAAGAUAUGAUUACCGCUAAUGUCGCACUAAAAAUGAUACCACAAAGACCAAGAGUAGGAGGUUCGCGGACGACACUGCCUUCUGGACCACCCACUGCUCCCCCACCUGAGCCAUCACCAUCAUCCAGAAACCCCUCCACCGCUUCGAAGAAUGGGCCAACAACUGGAGAAUUUCCCCCAAUCCCAAAAAAUCACAAUCAACACUAAUCUUUUACCCGCGUGCUACCACCAAAUAACCCGCUUUCACCCGCAAUAACCUCACGCUUCAUAAUCAACCCAUCCCCAAAUCUAAAUCUAUAAAAUACCUCGGUACCACCUUUUCUCACACAUGUUCCCAGCUCGCAAAUCUCGAACUCACCGCACACAUCCGUGGCUGCAACCCAAAAACCCUCCUGCAUCCCUACAACUCUUUCAUCUGACUCAUCAUAGAAUACCGAGCCCCUCUCUAAGCGUCUCCCCCUCAACGAGAUCUAAAUAGAAUAAUUGCAUGCAAACGUAAAAUUCUUCGUAAAAGUUUCGGACUUGACUACAGAUACCCCUCUUUGCAUGUCCACUCUGUCACUAAUUACACUAUUCCUAUCGCUUCCAGACUAACUGAACUUCAGAAAAAAUAUAUCCAACGCAAAAAAUAUAUUCAACUCCACUAACACUAUAGUCAUCCCAACCCUUCAUACUUUGCAUAAAUACUGAACCGUAGACAACCAUCUUCUACACCACGUCCCUAAAAGACCAAAAAACAAAUGCAAACACCCUACCACCGCUUUGCUAACAAAACUCUAAACUGACCUCGACGCAGCCCUCCAGUCCAUUGACCAAGAGACUCCCUUCUCUUUGAGAUGACUUUCAGCCCUAAGACCCGACGCCCCGACGACAACCACCCACAAAAACCCUAACCCGGCGCAACAGACGACCAAAAACAACGACGAUGACCCAGACUCCUGGACUCGAGUCCUCGACAUCCACCCACACAAACCCGGACCGAACACAACGACUGAAGAACUAACUACCUACUGCUUUUUUAUUGUAUAUAUUGUAAAAUUUAAUUAUGUGACAAAUCCCCUAGUGCUCCUAGUGCUGAAAAGGCCCUAAGCCUCAGCAGCACCCCAUAAUGUUCGCACUGUAAAUAUCUGAAGUCUACCUGCAAAUCCAAAAAGUCAAUAAAAUGUAUUUAAAUCUGAAUCUACUGAAGAAUGUGAAAGUUUGCAGACCAACUUAAA
This is a messenger RNA of Zophobas morio, 1995 nucleotides long. RefSeq lists its product as uncharacterized. The transcript is spliced from 8 exons. The record is from RefSeq and is a predicted model, not a curated record. The coding region runs from base 92 to 985 and encodes 297 amino acids. Lineage: Eukaryota; Metazoa; Arthropoda; Insecta; Coleoptera; Tenebrionidae.